AUGUCGACAAAUUCGUCCAUCCGUGCUGUGUCUCCCACCCAGGUGGAGAGUGAGCCUCCAGCCAAGCGACGAAGGCUGCUGCAAGAUGAGGAUGAAGCUGUUGAAUUAGGAACAUUGGUUCCUGAUGAAAGUAGCCAUUCAGAAGAUGAAGAGCCUACUUGGUCUUAUGCUCAAGCUCUGAGCAACACGUCCAAUCUCCUCGAGCUUCCUUCGGCGCGUUCCUUCAAGGAACUGCUUUUUUCGGUCAUUAAAAGCGAUGAUAAGAGGGAUGAAGUCAUUAAGUUUGCCAGUUUGCCAGCUCUCAACGUCGCCGAGAGCCAGGUACCUGUCACCGAGUGGCACGGCAAGGAAAAUCGAGCGGACUGGGAUGUGCAUUGUCCCGAAAUCGAUUCUGCCUGGAGAGACUUUGUCAAAGGCGUCGAAGAUACAGCGGACGGCAGCGUGAGGAUUGAUGCCAUGUCCGCGCCGUCUGGCCCUUUGAGGUCUAAGGCAACAUUCUUGUGGCAUUAUCCGACGACAACCUUACUGCAUGGCUUGUCGCAAAACGACCGCUUCAUUUUCACUGUCGGAAAGUGGGCGCAUGUUGCGUUAAAGAAACUCUGGACAAGUACUGGCAAAACAAUCGAGGACGUCGCACUUUCACUGCCAGCCGAAAUGUUCCACACUAAGCCAAAACUGUGCCUUGUCAAGGACUCGGAUAGCAACAUCGUGCAGUUGAUCAUACCGGUAUACCAUGGCCAAUUCGCCUUCAAUAACUUCCGAGAGAAGGUUGGUGCCCAGUGGGACUUGAUCUACAACGCCGGCUGCGAGCUCGCAGAUAUACCCGUUGUCAAUCCUGGACUGUUUACGCGGAUGUCGAAACGCGAUCCACUCAAGUCGAUACUUCAGGAUCGCGACAAUCCCUGGCAAUCAUGGCGUGUCGACCGGAUCAUGGCAAUAAGUUACGAAUCUGGGAAUAUUAUACCAGCGCAAGUAGUUAUUACGGCGUUUGCGCACAUUGUGAAGAGUCUCCCAGAAUUGGAGAGAGAAAUCCUAGCCUGCGAGGAGCGUGGGCAUCCACCGAUCGCGGCCCUCAGCGACUACUUUGUCAAAAAAAACCAAACUAAGGCGGCUAAUGCUAAUCAGAGAAAGGCGAAAGAGGCCGCUACCGAAGCCGCCGAAGAUGGUGAGGUUGGAGCGCCCAGUGGAUCUCGCUACAAGAAGCGAGUGUUCGCCGACCGGUCGGCGAACGGAAGUUAUAAACAACUUAUAUCCAAAUACAACGCCAUAAUGAACACCUACGAGGCAAAGACAGCUCUGGCCCAGAGGCAUAGUCCAGAUAAGAAGCACCGCAUUGCGCUUGGAAUACGUCGGCUGGACAGAUUGACAAAGAUUCGAGAUCAGUAUAUUGAGGCUCCCACGAGAGCGUUCAGCACUGCCCUCACCCAAGUUGCGAAUUGGAAGAGCAAGGCGUACCCUGACGGUUUAGAGUUUGCCGUGGAAGACACUCGUUGGCCCAACGAGGAGAGCCCCUUGGUCUACGUUCUAAACAAGGCCUUGGGAAACACCCAUAAUAAACCUUUGGCCAGGAAGGUCGAAGAGAUUGAAGAUGAAGCUUCUUAG
Akanthomyces muscarius is the source of this 1602-nucleotide messenger RNA. RefSeq lists its product as uncharacterized. The transcript has 3 exons. The record is from RefSeq and is a predicted model, not a curated record. NCBI's taxonomy places the organism in Eukaryota, Fungi, Ascomycota, Sordariomycetes, Hypocreales, Cordycipitaceae. The coding region runs from base 1 to 1602 and encodes 533 amino acids.